This is a messenger RNA of Melanaphis sacchari, 2303 nucleotides long. Its product is annotated as ras-related and estrogen-regulated growth inhibitor-like. The coding region runs from base 389 to 1024 and encodes 211 amino acids. Lineage: Eukaryota; Metazoa; Arthropoda; Insecta; Hemiptera; Aphididae. The transcript is spliced from 6 exons. The record is from RefSeq and is a predicted model, not a curated record. Gene Ontology annotation, molecular function: GTPase activity; GTP binding.
UGUAACGUUCGUUCGUCUGUAUCGAGUGUGCGUUAGUGCUGGUUUAGACGACGGUGAUAUUAUUAUAGUUGUUUCCGUUACCAAAGCCAUAGUUGACCUGUCAUUAGUCGUUUCCUUUGUGGUUUUUUACGAUUGUUUUUAUCUUUAUUUGUGAAAAAUAAAAGAGUUUAAUUUUGUAAAACGCAUGGCGAAUUUUCAUCGUUUACUGCUGUCACAUCGCCUCGUAAUAGUCGCAGACUUCGUGAAGAAGAUUGAUGGUUAAUCCAGCACAAACGUAUAUAUAAUAUAAAUUUUAUACAUUGACUUCGAUACUACAUUUCAUUGACGAGGGUUCAUAAAGUUGAUUACAGAUUUAAAUUACCUAUAGGUACUUCCUAUUACAAUAAUUAUGACGAAUAUUGGACGUAUCCGGACUGUAGUAUUAGGAAGUUCUCGCGUUGGGAAAUCUGCUGUCACUGUUCGAUACUUGACAAAGAGAUAUAUCGGAGAAUACAGUUCAAACACAGACCUGUUGUACAGACACGACGUGACGUUCGAUAGCGUUCUUACAGAAGUGGAAAUACUCGACACAUGCAAAUAUUCGACCACUUGCUUGUACGAUCACAUAAGAUGGGCCGACGCAUUCGUGAUUGUCUACAGUGUGGUGGACCUGUCGAGUUUUAACGAAGCUCAAUACCUUCUGGACGAGUUAAGCAAACACAAAUUGCCGUCGUACUUUGCUACGCUGUUGCUGGGCAACAAGAGAGACUUGGACCAUUCCAGGAUAGUGGCAGUAGACGCGGGACAAGAGCUGUCGCUGCGGUUCGGCUGUCAGUUCUACGAGGUGAGUGCGGCUGAAAACUUCGCGGGCGUGUCGCUCGCGUUCCACUCGCUGUUGCGCGAGACUCGGGCAGUGCAGCUGCUCCGCGGGCUGCCUAUCAGGCGCAAGUUAGGCGUCAACAGCGUGUCCAAGGUGCUGGGCACGAUAUUCGGCAAGAACAGCAGCAAGCGGGACCGGAAGAAACGGCCUUCGCUGAGCAUAUGACCCGUGUGGGCGUCCGCCGACACGGCCACCGCUGCGGGCGCUCCGAACACGACGCUCACGCUGUGAACACGUACGUACGCGAAUAAGAGAGAAAAAUAUCGAAAAUCAAAAAAAAAAUAAAAGUAAAAAGAAAAAAAAAAGAAGAAGAAAAAUGUCGCCUCAAGACCCGCCGACCAAGGCACCUCCCCUCCCAUUCCUACCUAACUACCAACCACCUAUUAUCCACCCAUACAGGUUGAUCGAAUAAGCCGUCGUUGUCAUCGUCCAUCAUCGUCAUAUACAAGAGAGACGUACAGUACGAGUCGGUCGCAGCCAGCUGUAACUAUACAACAGCGACGACGGAUAUGUAGUGUACAAUAUUAUUACAUCCCGAUUGAAACACGGCGGCGGUGGCAGGCGUAUGACAUCCGUUUCCGUUCAGCGAGGACGAGCCGAAUGUACAGCGAAGUCGGGCGUCGCAAUACUGUCUGUCGUCAGAUUCGCCAGCUCGAGACGUUCCGAGAAUUCAAAUAAAAUAAAUACGAAUUUGAUAGAUAUAUGCGUCCGUCUGACAACGAUCCGGGCCGACCGACGCUGGACAAAAACGGACUAUCCAUCGAAUGACCGCAUAGUAGGUACGCUGAUAACGUACCUAACGCAGUAUCGACUGUCGACUCGAUUUUUUAAGAAACGAGUAAAAAUAAAUUUAGGUACUACAGAGUAUGACAACAGAGUGUGCGAAUAACAUAAAUUGUCGUGCAAAUCACGGUUUUUGUUCCCACGGAAAAAUUCACCGUCCCCUAGAUUUUUGACAAAAAAAAAAAAAAUUCAUUCACACCUGUAGAUUAGAUGUCGAAUGGAUAUGCUACGACAAGUCUGCGGUCGUUCCGGCGAAAAGUCUCGGUGACCAAGUUUUUGGGGACGAUAAAGAAAUAUAAAUUUAACUUAGGUACUAUGCGCGGAAUCCAUAGUAAAUCGGGUGGUGUGCUGAACAAGAUGAUGUUAUCGUAUAAAUAUAUUGGUUGGUCAGUAGUCAUGCCAUUGUAUUGAUGGCUCGCAAUGGUCUUUCAUAUCGAUAAACCUGUCUAUGACAAGUAUGACGAAAAUCCACGACGGCUGUCCGAUAUAUUAUUUACGAGAAUUUUUUGGUUAUUCGAAAGUCGAAAUCCAUCCCCCGCCUCCUCUCUAUCAAUAUCUGAUCUCAUUAAUCGAAGCAUUUUCAACGAUUGUUUUUCAUUUACUCGAUGUAUAUUAUUAUAAUUAGAUAUUAUUAGCUUUUAUAAAUGUUAAAAAAAAAAAA